GCCAGCGCGCGCGCGCGCCCCCGCGGAACUCCCGCCGGCGGCUGGGUUCUCCCGGAGGCGCGCCCGAUCGCGGCGGCCGCCAACAUGGCCGAGACGAGCGAGGAGGUGGCGGUGCUGGUGCAGAGGGUGGUGAAGGACAUCACCAACGCCUUCCGCAGGAACCCGCACAUAGAUGAGAUUGGCCUGAUCCCAUGCCCCGAAGCAAGAUAUAACCGGAGUCCCAUAGUCCUGGUGGAGAACAAACUUGGUGUGGAAAGCUGGUGUGUCAAGUUCUUAUUACCGUAUGUCCACAACAAGCUCCUUUUGUACAGAACAAGAAAGCAAUGGCUAAACAAAGAUGAAUUGAUAGAUGUCACCUGCACCCUGCUACUACUCAACCCAGACUUCACCACCGCAUGGAAUGUGAGGAAAGAGCUCAUCCUUUCUGGCACUCUAAGUCCAAUUAAGGAUCUGCAUCUGGGAAAACUAGCCUUAACUAAGUUUCCUAAGAGUCCAGAGACAUGGAUUCACAGGCGCUGGGUGCUGCAGCAGUUAAGUCAGGACACUUCCUCGCCUUCCUCUGUGGCCAAAGGAAGCUUAGGAACAGUUCCUGCAGAGAGGACCCAGCGAAUAAUACAGGAAGAGAUGGAAGUCUGUGGUGAGGCAGCAGGAAGGCACCCCAGCAACUAUAAUGCCUGGUCCCAUCGCAUCUGGGUGUUACAGAGUGUGGCCAAGCUGGAUCUCAAGAUCCUUCUUGAUGAGCUGUCUUCUACUAAACACUGGGCAUCCAUGCAUGUCUCAGACCACAGUGGAUUUCACUAUCGCCAGUUUUUGUUGAAGUCUUUGAUUAGCCAGACUGCGAUGGACACUUCUAUACUGCAGCAAAACUCUUUGAAAAAUGAGCCAAAAGAUGAAGAAGCAACAGCUUCAACAGAGGAACCGAGGGUAAAUCUUACCCAGCUCCUAGAAGAAGAAGUAGACUUCUGCACAGAUCUUAUUGAUUCCUAUCCAGGACACGAAACCCUUUGGUGUCAUAGGCGGCAUGUUUUCUACCUUCAACAUCAUUUAAAUGGCAGGUUUCCUCCCAGUUUGACUCACCUGUCACCUGCAGACUGCUCUGGGGGGGCUUUGAAUGACUUGCACCUGGUUCCAGCAAGCCCUCAACUAUCUCAGGCAAUGGAAGUGGACGGACUGAAUGACUCCAGCAAACAAGGCUAUUCCCAGGAAACCAAGCGACUGAAACGGACCCCAGCUCCAGACUCUCUAGGCCUAGAGAUGGAGCACAGGUUUAUUGAUCAAGUAUUAUCCACUUGUCGGAAUGUAGAGCAAGCCAGGUAUGCCAAUGCAUACAGGAAAUGGCUGGUGACUUUGAGUCAGUGAAAGGGGUGGAUUCAUCCUAAGAAAUUCCCCUUUUAGUGCAAUAUUGCUUUCCUUUCUCAAUGCCAUAGUUGCAUGAACUGACUGGCUAACUAUGUAUUCUUCUUCAUCUAGAGCUUAAAAGUCUGUGAGAAACCUUUUGUUUUAUUUAUUUUGUUAAGAGCCGGCAUUCCUUUGGGUACAGAAUAACUGUAUAGUUCCUUCUUGCUACACAAUGAGUCUUAAUUUUUUUUUUUUUUUCUGUUUGAUUCCAUGCCCUUUCUGUUUCAGUAUUUGGACUUCUCGUUUGGUUCUUGAGAUUGGUUCGCACACCUUUACCCACCUCAGUUCCGUUGCUACAUAAGCAAUUUCUUUAGAAAUUGACAAUUUAAGUUGCAGUUCAGCUUAAGAAUAUUAGUACCUGUGCAGAAGGACUUGAUCUAAUUGCAGUUUUGAGAAUAAAAUGGCUAGGUGGGUGGAUAUGUGAAAAUGUGAGCCACCUCUUUCUCAAGCAUGUUCUCCAGUUACCGACUCAGAGAAGAACCAAAGCCAGGAGUGUUAGAAUUUAUAUAGAAAAAAAAAAUGCUUCCAAUGUAAUCUAUUUUUAAAUGAUUAUUUAAAAGAAACUAAACUAAUUUAAGAGUUUAUGUAAUUGUAGUACUGGAAAAUUAUUUUUAUUACUAGUUUUGAUAGAUUGUUUUUACCUCAUAUUUGGUAUAUGCCAAAACAGUAAGUCAGCCCUUAUAAAAUAAAUUGUUUUUUUUUAAAAAAAAAAACAGAAAUGCCACUUUUAGUUAUUACUACUUUUUUCCUUCUAAAAUCACUCAUGAAAAGUGGGAGAAAUCUACAUAGAAAUGUAGUCCUGGAAAGCUUCCUUUUUAAAAAUUUAAGUUACUGAGGUUAUACUGGAUAAACUGCAAAGUUUUUGUCAAGUGGCUAGUCAGAGUUUACUGGGAAAAUCCAAGGAGGAAGACUAGUUUUGAGCAUUAAUUCAAUUUUUACUUUUAAAAUCAAACAAAACACUUUGAUACUAAAAUCAUCAGGGAUAAGUACCAAAGUCCAUAUAGCUAUAUCUCAAUAACAAGGGCUGUGUUUUUCAGGUUGGUGAAGUGGGGUGGAAAUGGGUCAAGUACCGUCUCCGUCUCUCUUCUCCAUCCACCCCUUCGGAUGAGCUGUGAUUCCCCUGUGCAUCCCUUCUCUUUAUCCAUCACUCACUGGUCCGUAUUUUUUUCUCAUGUGUCCUUUUUGUCAGGGAUGCCCACUGAAGCUAUUAUCUCUCUUUGCUCGAUGAAUUUAAUACCUGUCUAUAAACACAGGAAAUAUGAAUAAGAGAUGCCACUCUCAUACUCCCUUUUAAUGGUUGUCUUGGUUUGGGUUUCUAUUGCUGUGGCGAAACACUAUGAAUAAAAGGAACUCGGAGAGGAAAGGGUUUAUUUUGCCUACGCUUCUGGGUAACAAAUAGUCCAUCACUGAGGCAAUAACUCAAGCAGGACAGGAGCCUAUAGGUAGGAGCUGAUGUAGAGGCCAUGGAGGAGUGUUGCUUACUGACUUGCUCUCCAUGGCUUGUUCAUCUGGCUUUCUUACAGCACCCAGGAAUGCCAGCCCACAGAGUGGCCCCAUUCACAGUGAUCUGGGCCCUCUCCCAUCAAUCACUAAUUAAGAAAAUCUCCUAUAGGCUUGUUUGUAGCCCAAUCUUAUGGAGGCACUUUCUCAAUUGAGGUUCUCUCUUCUCGGAUGAAUGUAGCUUGUGUCAAAUUGACAUGAAACUAAGCCUGCACAGUGGUAGAAGCUGUCUCUUGUCUGCGCGUGCAGAAUGUAAGCAAUGAUUACAGAAAUAAGCGCAGCCCUCAUGUUUGGCGUGUUCUCUUUCACAGUUGGUACUCCGCAGUGUAGGUAGAAGGACAAGGGGAAAGGCAAACCACUCUGGUCUCACCCUAGUGGGAACUUGCACUUGAGGUAGGCACACUUCAUUAAGAGGGGAAAAAAAAAACCUUUAACUUGGGCAUCAUGGUCUUAUGGGGUGGCAGCCUGCUGAGCUGAGUGACGCACUUAGGAUACUAGAAAAAACAUUUCUACUGACAGCAGUACAAAGAUCUUACUCUCUUGGAGCAGUUAUUUUUACUGUUUUACAGUAUUUAGAUGAUAAAAUACUCGACAUUGUGAACAUAAUUCCACAGCCUUCUAUAUACAAAGCAUAGUUUGAAUCAUCAAAUACCUCAAGUUCUACAUGGGUCUCUAUAGGAAAACAGUUACAUGAUGUUUAGCUCCUCUGAGAUUGAGUAGAAAUGACCCAGCAGUUCCUGCUGCCGAAUCCUGUCUUUUUUUGGUAUUACCUUUUCCCCCAGCAUCCUUUUUAGUUUCCCAAGGAAUAGGACUUGCAUUUGAUGUAGUGUGUCAGGACAUGAGCAUAGGCUAUGCUGUAUGAACAUCAACUAAAUUUGUAUAGUGUCCAUGCCUUUUUAUAUCUCCUACUCAGCGUCUUGGUCAUCUUUGGUGUUAGCUGCCUUCUUAUGUCUGCCAAGGCUCAGCCCACCCCUCCCAGAAGCCAUGGAGUCCUCUAAUAUACCAUGGUCUCUUCUUCCUAGUAUGGUUGGAAGUAGGUAGUAAAACUACAGAUAUCUAAAAGAUCCUGUUUGUGUGCGGCUUUUCUGUGCUACAUUAUUUCUGAAGUCAGCAUUUGCAAGAGUUAGUUCACAGGACUUAGGAUUUCCCUGUAUAUUUUCCCUGAGCGUUUACCGUUUACCCUCUCUAGCAAGCUACUGUGUCUUUGACCAAAUGAACUAAUGCAAUAGAAAGAACAUGUAUAAUUUCGGGGCUUGUGUAGUCAUAUUCUUCUGUACAUAAGUUGUUGAUAAAAAGAAAAGAUGGUUUAAACUGA
Molecule: messenger RNA, 4213 nt
Organism: Peromyscus californicus insignis
Lineage: Eukaryota; Metazoa; Chordata; Mammalia; Rodentia; Cricetidae
Gene: Ptar1
Product: protein prenyltransferase alpha subunit repeat containing 1
Exons: 7
Coding region: 85-1359 (424 amino acids)
Biological process (GO): protein prenylation
Cellular component (GO): cytoplasm
Molecular function (GO): protein prenyltransferase activity
Source: RefSeq, a predicted model, not a curated record